Messenger RNA from Dendrobium catenatum, 1238 nucleotides. Its product is annotated as F-box protein AFR. The coding region runs from base 32 to 1105 and encodes 357 amino acids. The transcript has 2 exons. The record is from RefSeq and is a predicted model, not a curated record. NCBI's taxonomy places the organism in Eukaryota, Viridiplantae, Streptophyta, Magnoliopsida, Asparagales, Orchidaceae. Gene Ontology annotation, molecular function: protein binding.
UUCUCCAACCAGACAAACCCACUGAACCAAAAUGAGCCCCAAUUUCUCUGCUCCGCCUCUCAUCCCCGGCCUACCUGAAGAACUCGCCGUGCACUGUCUCCUCCACUUGCCUUUCCCUUACCACUCCCUUGCCCGCUCCGUCUCCUCCCCAUGGAAUCGCGCCCUCUCGAGCUCCGCCUUUCUCAGCUCCAAAUCCCUCCUUGCCCACCUCUUCGUCUUCGCCUUCGACCCCUCUAAUCUGGGCUCUCAAUGGCAAUCGCUUGACCCUCGCUCCCUCCGAUGGUUCCACCUUCCCUCGAUGCCCUCGCCUCCUGACUCCGGUAGCACCCCGGCUUGUCCCCCGGCCUUUGCCUUUGCCUCUAUUCCACGCUCCGGCGAGCUCUUUGUUCUCGGUGGACUCCGAUCUGACACCCACACCCCUUUGCGGUCUGUCAUGAUGUACCGCGCCGGGACCAACUCGUGGUCUGUGGCGGAGCCGAUGAUCAAACCGCGGGCCUUCUUCUCCGCUGGGGCUAUUGAUGGACGAGGAAUACUCGCCGUGGGCGGAGACGGUGGGACAGAUAGCGUGGAGAGGUGGGAGCCCGGAGGGCGGUGGCGGCCAGCGGCGGGCAUGGGAUUGGAAGGAAUCGGGAGGUACGACGCGGCGGUGAUGGGUUCGAGGAUGUAUGUAACGGAGGGCUGGCGGUGGCCGUUCAGCUUCACGCCGCGGGCGGCGGUCUACGACGGUAAGAGAGACGAGUGGGAGGAAAUGCGGGAGGGGAUGAGGGAAGGAUGGACGGGCUCGAGCGCCGUCGCCAUGGGAAGGCUCUUCGUCGUCUCAGAAUUCGGCGACGCUCGUGUGAAGGUCUACGACGAGGACAAAGAUGACUGGGAUGCGGUGGACGGAGGCGGCGUUCCGUCUGAAAUCCGGCGGCCGUUCACCGUCAGUGGGUCGGAGGAGGGGACGAUUUAUGUGGUGGGGAAAGGGCUAGAUGUUGCGGUGGGAGAGAUUAUUGCGCUAAGGAAGGAGGAGGGAAAUGGAUGGAAGGUGGAAUGGAAGGUGGUGAAGGGGCCGCCGGCGUUUCGUAUGUUGUCUCCUUGCUGUUCGUUGAUACUAUAUGCAUAGAAAUUAAUUGGGUUGAUCUGCUCUCCUUUUACCAUUAUAAUUAUGUAUAAAAUUUUGGAAGAAGUUAUUUUACUCUAUACUUUUGUAAAGAAAUUUUUGUGUAUCAUUUGAAAUUAAUAAUUUAUUGAUAUUU